AUAACACUGUGUUGAUUUUUUUAAAAGUGAUUUAGAUUGUUUGAUUUGACUUAACCAUAUUUUUCUUUCAUGACCUGUGUGCUCUAACUGCAUUACCCCCCCCCCCCCUUCACAGCCCGUGUUACUCCUACCUUUUCUCCUCCCCACUUUAUUGACGGAUGUCCUGCUCCAGCGUUUUCAUCCAUGUCUCUGAGCACCUUCGCAGGAUGUGUUCACAUGUCCCCGUGUGUGUGUGUGUGUGUGUGUGUGUGUGUGUGAAUGUUUGUGAGGUGGGCGUGUGGGGAAGUUCCUGCACAUCUGUCGGCCGCAUUUCUCUCACUCGUGGUGGAGUAAAGGUUGUUUUUCAGCGUCAGGAGAAGGUGUCUCCAUCUACAAAGAUCAAGUUUUGUCCAGCUUCCUUCCUCUUGGUCCUCAUGGCACGUCGCCUCUGCUCCGAGGCAACAAGCCAGAAGCUUCCGGAUAGUGUUUGGAGCACUUAUUACCUCCGCAAGAGGACAAUGACUUUGUUUUGUUCUUUUUUUGGGGGGUUUUCAGAAUAUUUAAACAUGAUUACUUCAAAUAUGGGCCAUAUCUUUACAUUUUUAUUCCAAAAAUAAUACAUUUCUUUAUAAUUUGGUGUCCUAAUCAAAUUUAUGAUAGUUUGGAUUGAUCACAAAACAGUAGGAGGUCACACGCAAUCAAAGUGUAGCUAACAGAAUCAAAUUGUAACAACGAGAACUUUGCCCAACAAUAAGUCAGAGUUCCAGCUUCCUGUUGAGCAGCUUCCUCUGUCCUGGAGAGGCCUGAAGGGCAGGAGAGCUUUCGGGUGGUCAGGGAGGGGGAUGUUCCCCGGCUCACCCCUUGACAGGCCAGGCACGUACCACAUCUCCCCCAGGGGUCCCGGUAUAUAUUUUUUCAACAUGGCUCAAAAACACUCCAAGCUUUCCUGCUAUUAGUUCUUUCAGAUCCAUGGGGGUUUAGAAAAACUAAUAGCCCACUAAAAAUACCUGGAGCCUGGAGUCUGGCCUUUUCCUGUGCCGCUUCCACUGGGCGCGUGGGCCAUUGAGGAAAAAGGAAACAAGCGGCUCUGGUUGUAAGGGAGUUUCCUGCAAAUGGUUAUAAAGGGGUCUCAGGAAUCCGCCUCCCCUCACAGUUUUGUUCUGACACAGUGGGUGCUCCUCGUCUCUGAUUGCUGACUCAACAGUGAGUCAAGGGUUUGUCAGCCACGAGGUAGACGUUGGUUCUCGUCCCUGCUGGUCGGGGUACGAGUAGGGAGCUGGUCUCACCUAACACAUGUGUCUGGUACACUUCAGUAUAUUUAUUAUUUAAAUUCCGUACAGGUCGUGUUUGUGGUUUCUGCACAGACAGGUCAAAUGGACGCAGGGCAGGGGUACCGGGGGGAUGGAGACCACAUGGUGAGGGCUGAUGGGUAUGUGAAGGAGUUCACGCGGCAUUCCAACGACGUGCUGCUGAACCUCAAUGAGCUCCGCCACAGAAGCAUCCUGACUGACACCACCCUGGUGGUUGGCAGCGUCCAGCUGCGUGCUCACUGCGCUGUGCUGGUAGCUUGCAGCGGGUUCUUCUACUCCCUGUACUCGCGGUAUUUGCUGCGUCAGGGGCGUGGUGGCAGUGUGGAGCAGCUCAUCACCGUGUCUCUCCCAAACACCUUGGAUCCAUCUUGUGUCUCCCUGCUGCUUGACUUCAUGUACACUUCACGUCUCCCUCUGACACCAAGCAUGGUCUCUGGAGUGCUGGCCGUGGCUGCCUACCUGCAGAUGGACCACGUGGCCGACACCUGCAGGGAGUUCAUGCAGCUUCACUGCACAGAGACUACGACUGCUAAAUCCCUUCAAUUGGAGCUGGACUCCAGGGUGUGUUUUCCCUCAGUAACACCCAAAAGAGGGGAUCUGCCCAGUCUAGGACUCCAGCGUUCAGUAGUUGAGAACUUCAGGCUCCCUGUUGUCCAGAGCUCUUUCCAGCCAGGGGCUUUCCUGACCUGCCAGCCCAACUCAGAAGAGCUGAAAGAAGACCAUGAGUCAUCUCCAAAGAGCCCUGCUUGCUCCAGCUGCCAUCCGAACUCUCCUGCCGAGUCCAGCACCUGCAGCAAGAACCUUGUGGUGUGUCCUGCCAAAUCAGACCAAAGUGAUUCCACACCCACUCCAGACCCAAAGGCUUGCAACUGGAAAAAGUACAAGUACAUAGUCCUGAAUCGUCUCUGCUCACCCACUAAGGUGAAAGAGGAGACGGAGGAGCUUCAAUGUCAAGCUUCAUCGGAUGCCAACAGGAUGAAUUGGACACCAAAAACACCAACAGAGGCGUGCCCUGGAGAAGUGCCUAGCCAGAUUGAUAGACAGGGGCAGGCCUCCUGCUACGAGGGUUCUGGCCGAGCCCCUCCCCUCGGGCCACCUCCCUCUGAGAAUCAGUCAACUCAUAAACAUGAACUAGUUUCUCCAGUCUCACCUGGCAGCCUUUUCCCCAAAUUGCCUCCAUCUGAUCCAGAAAAGAACCAACUUGCCAUGGAACACAAAAGCAACCGUGUGCCCUAUUUCUAUUCUAGCACCACCCCAGGAACCAGAUCCAUCUCAUCAGGAGAAAAGCCGUACCACUGUAACGUGUGUGGAGCUCAGUUCAACCGACCAGCUAACCUGAAAACUCACUCCCGCAUCCAUUCAGGAGAGAAGCCGUAUCGCUGCGACACCUGUGGCGCUCGGUUUGUUCAGGUUGCCCACCUCAGGGCUCAUGUUUUGAUUCACACGGGGGAAAAGCCCUACCCAUGCCACACCUGCGGUACACGCUUCCGCCAUCUGCAGACGCUAAAGAGCCACCUGCGCAUCCACACUGGAGAAAAGCCCUACUCCUGUGAGAAAUGUGACCUCCACUUCCGACACAAGAGCCAGCUGCGUCUGCACCUGCGUCAGAAACACGGGGCCAUCACCAACACCAAGAUCCGCUACAAGGUGCUGACCGAACCAUUCCAGUCGCUUCUGCAAGCCUGCUGAAGAUCAACCCUCAGUCAAAGAAGAAGCCUACCACACCAAACCUUACAUCAAAUGAUUUAUACCAGGAAAUUUGACAACAAAAACAUUUUCAGUCUUAGACUGGAAAUGGUAAAAUGACAGGUCUUCCUAUUCUUGGAAAAUGUUGGAUAAUGUGUAUAGAGAGGAAAGGAAGAAAGUCUUGAUUACUGACUGCUAGUUUGAAAUGUUGGGUACAUUUUGCCAGACAUUUUAGAGACGGAUUUGUGUACGUCUUUUUUUUAGGGUCUGUGAAGAGUUGAAAAGAAGGGAAGAGUCCAUUAAAAGAUAAGCUAGGGAAUGAGGAGAAUGUGUGUGUAGUAGAUAAGAAAGAUAAAGCAAGUUAAGUGAAGGUUUUGUAACUCUUUAUAUUUAGAGUAAAUUAAGGAUUUAAUGUGAGUUGUUUUAUAUCGUACAAAGCACUUCAAAAGUUUUUACUUUUUAAAAAAUAUAUAUUUAACGCAUAAUUAUGUAAAAUGUGCGGCCUGGGGCCCUUUAACUGUUUAUUAUGAGAUAUUUUUGCAUCCAUGUCAUCUAUGGACACAGUCCAGGCAGGUCAGGGACUUAGUUCACUUGUUUUGAAUUCAUUGUGUAGAAAAGUAUUCAUAACAUCAAAAUAAAUUGAAAGUGAUUGAAUAGUUAAUAAUAAUUUUAAAUUUGUACUUAGUAAGUUUAUUUGCAGGGCAAAUUUGAAUUAAAGGAGUUUGAUACCAUUUGAAA
Oryzias latipes (Japanese medaka) is the source of this 3713-nucleotide messenger RNA. It is a transcript of the gene bcl6b, whose product is annotated as BCL6B transcription repressor. Gene Ontology annotation, biological process: regulation of transcription by RNA polymerase II. NCBI's taxonomy places the organism in Eukaryota, Metazoa, Chordata, Actinopteri, Beloniformes, Adrianichthyidae. Gene Ontology annotation, molecular function: RNA polymerase II cis-regulatory region sequence-specific DNA binding; DNA-binding transcription factor activity, RNA polymerase II-specific; protein binding. The record is from RefSeq and is a predicted model, not a curated record.